Molecule: messenger RNA, 6017 nt
Organism: Epinephelus lanceolatus (giant grouper)
Lineage: Eukaryota; Metazoa; Chordata; Actinopteri; Perciformes; Serranidae
Biological process (GO): response to unfolded protein; regulation of transcription by RNA polymerase II
Cellular component (GO): nucleus
Molecular function (GO): DNA-binding transcription factor activity, RNA polymerase II-specific; RNA polymerase II transcription regulatory region sequence-specific DNA binding
Source: RefSeq, a predicted model, not a curated record
GGCCAUUCUUAUUGCAAUGAUGAAAAGAUGGUGAGAUGAUGGUGAAGAAAAAGACUCCGCUGAUACAGGCUUGUUUCAGACCAAAAGGACUUUUAUUUAGCAAACCAAGAUAUCAGUUCAGAUUUCUGCAGCAAUCUGAGGAGAGAUUCAGCCAAUCUUCGAAACUCUCUCUCGUCUGUCCCCCCGAACUCCACGUUUUAAGGCCUGUAAGACAUCAUUUCUGAUGGCAUAAUGAGAAACAGAGCCAUCCUCCUGAUCAAAAGUGGUCAUUUCCUUCUCCAGUUUCAGAAGGUUAUUUGUCCGUGCAAACAAAUGAAUGUAUGCUUUCCUUUAAUUUCUUUUUCUGGAUGUAGAUUUUACAUGCGUAAACACGAUAUGGCCGUGGCGCCUUUCUGCUCCUCAGCAGGCCACUUAUAUAUUGGGUCUAUAUAUUAUGAGGCCCAAACCCUUCAAAAUGUUCCUUAUUAGAAACAAUUGCUAUAUGUAUCCUAUGGAUGACCCCUUGUAUCUGGGCAAACUAAUGACUUCCUGAUUGCAUCUGUAGAGCUGUAUGCUCUAUAAUACUUAAUAAAAUCAGUCUUAUUGCUAUCAGUCAUAUUGUAAUAUUCUAUAAUAAUAAUAUCGGUCUACAAUUCAUAUUCUGCACCGUGUUCCUCAUCGCGACCUUUAUUUUGAAAUCCCGGGCCAGAAGUGUGCCUCGCUAAUCUCUCGAGAGUGACAGUCCGUCUACGGGAUUAUUCGUGAACUCAAGUGCCCCCCAAUCCGCCGAUGAGAGCUGCAACUGUUUUUACAGCUGACACAUUUCCCUUUUCGAUCAGGUGAAACGGGAUUUUCUGGCUGAGCGGUCGCUGCUGUCCAUGCGGGCUCCACUCAUGUCUGUGGAUGGUGCGUAAUCAUAUCAUCUGGAGAGGCCGAGGCCGACAUUUUACCCCGGUCCGGAGGAGCCUUAACUCCGAGGGGACAUCCGAGGACACGCGAUAAGGCUGGGAGGCUGAGAGCUGCAGGGCUGCGACAUGUGAAAGGAGCUCCACCCCUUGACCCUCUCAACUCUCAACCUUCGCAGAACUCACUUGAACCGACGUUGUGACCGCGACCUGACACCCUCCUGCCUCGGGCAUGCCUCAGCCGGGUAUGAAUGGGAUGGAGCCUGCGUUUGGCGAGGCCUAUGGGGGACACAGGGGUCUGCUGAGCCCCUACCCUCUGGCCAUGUCGCCACAGGGGGGCAGGACUGAGUACGACCAGAGCGUGCUCCUCAUGCUGGGCUCCCCGGCAUCGCCAAGGAAACGGCCCUUUGAGUUGCUAAGCGACCUGGUGGACGAUGGUGGCUUCGGCGAGGACCUGCACCCGGAGCGCUGGGACGUGUCCGCGUUGGACGAGAUGGCUCGCUACACCAAGCUGGGCCUCGGGGUGGGAGGGGAGCUGCUGGCCUGCUCUGAGGAAGCCGUCCUGAUGGGCCGCUGGGGGAGGAGCCGGGAGGAGCAGGAGGAGGAAGAGGAGGAGGAGAGGAGGCGGAGGAACAAACACACAGCACCUCCCGUCAUCCAGGAAGUCCAGGCCACUGCCGCAGGGAGGGAGGAGGGGCGCACCUCUGUUGCCACGACAACAGAGAGGGAGUUAUGUGUUGCAGGAAGAGUGCCCGGAGGAGGACAGGAUGGGGGGAUGCCGGGGGAGCGCACAGUGGAGGUUUAUCAGGUGGCACAGGAGGAAGAGGAGGUGGUGGCGGCGGCGGUGGCUGGUGCAGCUCUGGAGCACUGCAGCGAGGAGCACAACUACUCCCUGAGCCAGGGAGAGGAGCUGGGGGCAGGGCCCGGCCACAACUCCCAGACAGAGGGGGAGACACAGCAGGAGGUGCGGGGCAGGGAGGAGAGCCAGACCAAGACUGAGCUAGAUCUGGAAGACGAAGAGCAGGAAGAAGAGGAGGAGGAGGAGGACGAUGAAGAAGAGGAGGAGGAGGACGAAGGAGAGGAGGGAGCGGAGGAGACGGCGGUGGAGGCUGAACUCUCCAGCUCCUCAGAAACUGAAUGUGAGGUGGAGGCCGAGCCAGUGAGGCAGCCGGGCGAGCGCCCGUCGAAGCGUCGCUGUUUCUGGGAGUACCGGCGCGCUCGAGAGUCGGCUACAAAGAAGAAAUUGGGCGGAGACGUCCACUGGUCUCUGUCUUGGAGCUCCAGCACUCUACCCAGCACACUGUACCGCCGAGAGGGCAAAAAAGGGCGCCGCAAAGCUCGCAAGACAGACGCCAGCGACCUGACACCAAACCCCCAGAAGCUGCACAACAUCGGGGAGCAGCUGCAGAAGCUCAACGCAGCCAUCGACGGCAUGGGCCCCGUCAACGACCUGCCCGCUGUGGCCCGUGCCCGGUCCCGUAAGGAGAAGAACAAGCUGGCCUCCAGGGCCUGCCGGCUGAAGAAGAAGGCCCAGCACGAAGCCAACAAGAUCAAGCUAUGGGGGCUCAACCAGGAGUAUGAGAACCUGUUGGGAGCUCUGCUGCGGAUCAAGGAGGUGAUCCGACUGAGGGUGGAAAGCAGCGAGGAGGAGGACACGGACGAGCGAGGGAUGACCCAACGGCUGGAAGACAUCCUCCGAGAGUCCAGCGGUCCUUUAGUUGCUGGGCGGACCAAAGACUUUGUGCAGAGGAUUUUGGCGGCCAGUGCCGGCGGUCAGAACCAGCGCAAAGAGCCCCUGCAGGGAGGUGAUGAGGUGGCAGGUUAAACUCCCACAGCAUCCCCUUCUCCUCUUCCUCCUCCCUCCUCCACGCCUUCCCCUUCCACCAACCAAGCAACCUGACCCGACCAAGCUUCUUCACACCACCUCCACUCUCACGAUGUACACAUUCGAGUAAGAGUUAAGAGAUGAAGAGGUGGAGAUGCUGGGGAAGAAGAAGAGGAGGAAGGAGUAGCCUAAACAAAGCAGGAGUAAAUUGCCACCCUCCUCCUGCUCCUCUCCUGUUGGCCCUCCAAAACAGCAGCCGUCUUCACCGCUCUGUCUCUGCAGGCUGCACCACAACCACCGCCAGGCCAGAGCUGCUGCUGCUGCUGCUGCUGCUGACGUCUCUGUAUUCUGUGUUCUGUGUGUGUGCGUGUGUGUGUGUGUGUAAGGUGUGUAACAUACUGUAUGAGUGUAUAGUGUUCCUCUCUCCCUCUGUGUGCUGUAUUUGUAUCCCAGUGUGCCUAUGAAUAGACAUUGCACUGUUUUGUAGAUGGUCGUAGUUGUCGGCAGGGGGCCGGUAGUGAGGCGAGGGCGAGGGGGCAUCUGAGGAUAGAGGAAGUGCUAAAAUAAGGAAGUGGGAGGAGCGCAGGCCUGGAAGACAAAGAAGCGGGUGUGCGCUUUUUUUGUUUUUUUGGCCAAGCUCCUAUAGAAGCACUGCAUACCAUUUGGAUUGCAUCGGCAUCUGAAAUGUCAGUAACAAGUGACGGAGUCCAGAGUCCUGAUGCCAGACCAGCUGUUAAUGGAAACAACAGCGUGUUUGUUGUGGAAAAGUCCUUGGAGCUUUAAAAACCCCCUCAAACCCCUCCUUCUUUAACUCCCCUUCACCCCAUCAAAACGUAAGCAAAGUUAAAAACGAAAGAGAAAACUGCACCUUAAUUCAAACUGACCAAAGAUACUGCUGAACCACUCAGACACCAAAACCUCUCACUGCUUCAGAUGCUGCCAACCAUCAACACAUCGUUUUGUUUUGGAAAGUGAGGGACUGAAAUAUUUUGAUUGUUGUCAUGUUUACCCGCAUACAUCCUCAGAGGAUGACGUUACUGAACUUUUAAUUCCCUUCACCUAAAUGCACUACUAUCAUGGACCUGGGAAGCCGUGGUGUGACAGACAGGAAAUGACUGACAGUUUGUUCUUUCGUCAGCCUUUUAGCUCUGCAGCCUGGUGCUCCUUUAGCUUAUCUGCAGUGGCUUUAUUUUUCCCCACAAAAGGGAAGUGUCCUCAAUGCCUUCCCCGAGCCCUCUCCUCAACCCCUGACCUGAUUAUGUAGCGCACCUUCCUGAAUUGCAAUGACAAAUAGAGAAAAACACUUGUAGAUCUAGAAAGCAAAUAAUUUUUUUUUUUAAUUAUUAUUAUGAUUUUGUUGUUAUCUGGCAAUGCCACAGCCCACACAGUGGGUGUCAGUCGUGACAGUUUUGAAUUCUGCCUUUCUUCUGUGGUCUUUGCUGAAGCUGUAGACCAACCUGUCCAAGGUCUCUAAAUGUUGUUGGACAUAAAAAAAAGUCAAGGACCCUUUGAAUUGCACUGUGGUAAGAGCAACUAAGCACCUUCGAAGAGGGCUUCAGAUCCUCCAAAAGAGAAAAAAAAGACUCUUGGCACCUUUUGUCUAAAGACAGAUAUUGAUUGAGAGGCUUGUUGUGGGCGCUCGGCGCUUUGUGACCGACUAGUCUCAGUUUGUUUCAGUUUGGUGCUACUGUAUGGUGAAAAAAUUUUUAAAAAGCAAUGCAAACCUGAGCGGAGGCAUCAGGCAGUAACUGCUGACUGGGUUUUGGCCUGCGAGCAUGUACUGUUGUAAUAGGCAGUUUGUUUGCAUAAUGACGCCUUUCUGAAGUGCCUGGAGCUUAAAGCCACAGGGACCUGUGUUAUUAUGCCUGAUCUUAAACCCUAUUACAAAGUAAAACGUAACCCAUGACUACUGCUCCCAGCUUGGCCUCACUUGACUUGGAAGAAAAAAAAAACCCUGCAGGCCUGUGUUGGGUCCGAUCACGUAUUUAGCCAAAAAAAGUCAACCAAAAUAUUUUCCUUUUCAGAUUCAAACCUAUACAUGGAAACAGUAGCUUGCACCGGUUUCUGUGAACACCAGCUCUGGAAAAUAUAAGUAGAGGAGUGGCUGUUUGCUAAGCAAUCCCCUUUUGUUUUUCAACCUUGACGAGCUCACAUCUGGGCUGCGUUCCAAAGCUGCUGCUCUAUAACACGCUGUUCUCCUCCUAUGGAAACUCCAUUUCCUGUCUCAACUAGAAGGGGAACAGUGAACCUUAAACUCUUCACCUCCUAGAGGUCUCACUCGUGGUCAUUUUGAAAAGCUGUGGACACAAGAGUUCAGGGCAGUUUGCCUUGCUCCUGUUUAAGUUUCUGUAUUCUUUGAAAUUCUGGAAAAAGUUGCUCAUGGUUGCAUGAGUAUAGAACUGUACUGUAAACAGAGGAUUCCUGUCAUUCAGCUGGAAAGGUUUUAUCGCGCUGGUGAGCAGAGCUUUUAAAGCUCUGAUGCUAAAGACAGAUAGUCUGAUGCUCUGAUGUCACUGAGGCUUCUUAAGCAUCACCACAGAAACCUGGUCUGGGUUUCAUGUGAUUAUUUUCCAGUAAAAAAAAAGACAAGGUCAAGAAAACUCUCAGCCUGUUUGGUUAAAGGUGCUCUCUGCACUCUUGCUCUCAAGGCUUGGGAAGCUGGCAAUGCUGCCAGCAGUCACAGGAUCGCAUGCUGGCUGCAGCUUCCUUCACAUGCCCUCGCGCUACAACAAACAAUAAGAGAGGAAACGGCAGAAAACAACUGUACACAUCAGUAAUGUUUAAACUGUUCCCAUCUGCCACGUUGAAGGAGCAUGGGGUCUUUGGGUUUAAGAGGGAUUUCACUUUGCAUGCAUAAGUUUGUCCUGAUGUUUUCCUUCCUCCAAAGUGGUGUUAUUUAACACAAAACACCAUCUGCUGCGUACAUUCAUCUAUAUGCCAAAAACUGAGGACUGAGGAGAAAACUGUUGUUACACAGUGAUUUCCUACCACAGAUCCAAACGACAAACAAGAAAUGACGCUGGAUUUUACUCAACUUGUGAGCUCGUGUAAGGGCUUAAAUCGAUACUGUAGCAUUAUUCCUCUUUAGAGAAACACUUUUUGUAUCAUGGAAUAUCCCUUUAACUGUAAAGCUUUAACGGGGAGUGGCCAGUUUUUGGCAAGGCCACUUGCUCUCAGUUCACAUUCCUGACUCACUUUCCCAGAAAGUUUCUGUUUAUGUACCUGGAAGAAGGAGGCAGAUAUGUGAGGGGGGAAACUGGAAUGACCCAGAGAUGUCUGCUGGUUGGUCACGUCUCUGUAGCUGCAUU